UAAGGGCUGUGUAUCCAUUAUUAUAGUCGCAAGAGACAGAAAGGCCAAGGAUUUAUAGGGAAGUGUGGGGAGGAUCGAAAAUCGGGGAACGAGAGAGAAUAUGGCGAUGCGAGAGCUAGUUACGGGUGGAGCGGCUUGUGCCGUUCCAGGGUCUUCUUCUUCUUCGAAUCCUCUCGGUGCUCUGGCCAACGCCCUUAUUGGCUCCUCUUCAAAGACACAGGAACGGCUGAAUGAGAUUCCUACUGCAAUACCCACAAGUUCUGAUGGUCAAUUCUACUCAGAGACAAAUGAUCGUUUGGCGACAUUGCCGGGGUCCGAGUUUGAUCAGCAACAAUUUCUGCAACCUAAUGCAUCGGGCUCGGAAUUCCUCCGUGGAUUCCACUCUGCAGGUCAGAGUGACCUUGCUGAUGCAUGGAAUGAGAUACACCAUCCUCCAGUCCCUGCCCAUCCAGAGCUAGGGCGCAUACAUGAUGGAGGAGUUCGCACCCAGCUUCAACCAACUUUGGAUGGGACUCCACAACGAGUAUUGUCAAGCUUUCUGCACACAUUUGUUGACAGUAGCCGUGGUGGUAUUCCUUUCCGUCCCACUCCCCUUCCCCUAUUAGGAUUGUCAGAAGGUGACAAACAGUGCAUUCGUGAUCGUAGCAGCAUCAUGGCCCGACACUUUUUUGCUGAUAAGAGUGAAGACUUUAUUAAUGCGCAGGUGAAUGCUUUAUUAUGUUCUUUAGAAAUUGAUAGUGAUAUCCAGGCUAAGGGGCCUCCCCCUGGAAGAUUUCGGGAGCUGGAGGAGUAUUGGAAUGAAUCUCAGGGUGCCCUGGGACCUGGGCCUCAUGCUGCAGAUGGAUGGAUUGCUGAAUUUGGACAACACAGAGCAGAGCAUGGUGGUCCUGAUGCUUGGGCUCACUCAUUUGUGCAACAACACGGUGCUAAUGGUUGGGCUUCUGAAUUUGAGCAGGAACAAACUCAGAUUGCACAAAUGAGAGGUGCAAAUAUCUCAAACUUAGCUGCAAUGGAGCAGACUCGAAUGCUUGCACACACAUUAGCUCAAAACAAUGACCCUAAAUUUCAGAAUUCAAAGUUUCUCCAAUUUGUGUCAAAGAUGAGUCGAGGUGAACUUAUCAUUGAUGAUAAUCAAGUCAAGCCAGGUGCAUCAUCUUCAUCUGGGGAUUGGGCAGGAGAAUUUCAACAGCAAUAUAGUGGGGGUCUUAAUUGGGCUGACCAAUUUGUGCAUGAUGCGGGACCUGAGAGAUGGGUGAAUGAGUUUACUACAGAAGCUAAGCAGCGUGGAUCAGUUGAUGACCCAUGGGUGGAUGAAUUCUCUAAGUUGCAUAUUCAGGAUUGGGUGGAAGAAUUUGGGCAGCAGGAUGAAGGGGCUGCUGAUAACUGGGCAACUGCAUAUGAUGAGUACCUAAAUGAGCAAGAAGCUUCUAAGCAGCAGUCAGACAAGUCAAGGGGUGUUUAUGUCUUUUCCGAUAUGAAUCCAUAUGUUGGUCAUCCCAAUCCCUUGAAAGAAGGUCAGGAGCUGUUUCGCAAAGGGCUUCUGAGUGAAGCAGUACUUGCAUUAGAGGCUGAAGUUCUAAAAAACCCAGACAAUGCUGAAGGUUGGAGGUUACUUGGAAUAGCACAUGCAGAGAAUGAUGAUGAUCAACAGGCUAUUGCAUCCAUGAUGCGUGCACAAGAAGUUGAGCCAACAAACCUGGAAGUGCUUCUUGCGCUUGGCGUGAGUCAUACAAAUGAAUUGGAGCAGGCAGCUGCAUUGAAAUAUCUAUAUAGUUGGCUACGCCAUCAUCCAAAGUAUGGGACCCUUGCCCCUAUGGAACAGUCUGAUUCUCUGUAUUAUGCUGAUGUUGUCAGAUUAUUCAAUGAUGCUGCUCAAAUGUCACCUGAGGAUGCUGACGUCCACAUAGUACUUGGUGUCCUGUAUAAUUUAUCCAGAGAAUAUGACAAAGCUAUUGCAUCCUUUCAGACGGCUUUGAAACUCAAGCCACGUGAUUACUCCCUUUGGAACAAGCUUGGUGCAACACAAGCUAACAGUGUUCAGAGCGCAGAUGCAAUAUUAGCUUAUCAACAGGCACUGGAUUUGAAGCCUAAUUAUGUCCGUGCAUGGGCGAACAUGGGUAUCAGUUAUGCCAACCAGGGUAUGCAUGAGGAUUCUAUUCGUUACUAUGUCCGGGCACUUGCGAUGAAUCCAAAGGCAGAUAAUGCCUGGCAAUAUUUGAGAAUUUCUCUUAGCUGCGCGUCCCGAAAUGACAUGAUGGAAGCUUGUGAUGCUCGGAAUCUUGAUAUUCUGCAGAAGGAGUUUCCUCUUUAAAACAAUUAUAUUCAUUUGGGAGAUGAGAGAAAUAAUGGGGGUCUGCCCUUGAGAUGAGGUCUGAUUCUAAAGCUUUUGUAGGAAAGAUGCAAUCCAAGGCUUGUGACAAUUCCAUAGCCCACGGCCUGACGUUCAGGUUCCAUCUUUUGCUGCAUUUGGGUAUAGUAGAAGGAAGUGUUCCAAUCUUGUUCCGGUCUGCAACAGUGGAAAAGAUUAAAGGUGGCAAUUUUUUUUUUUUUUAAAUAAAAUUUGAAAACACCAUCUCUCAAGCUUCAUACAGAGUGUGGUUAUUCCAUACUGAUGAGAUGAGAAGGGAAAUUGAAAAUGAGGGGGCCAAAUAAAUGCUGAUAAUAAAGGAUUGUGAAAUUCCUUUGUGUUUGUACAUAUGAUCAACAACUUAAUAUUUUAGCAACAGUGGAUAUUCCUUUUUUCUGGUUCCCUGGUAUAGAUAAGACUUCAUUGCAAAGACUUUGAUGACAUGACUUCUGCUGCAUUUCAGACCUUGUCUGUUCAAAUAUUGAACAUUCAAAUUGCAAUGCAAUGCUAAGUGGUUAUUAUUUCCA
Vitis riparia (riverbank grape) is the source of this 2874-nucleotide messenger RNA. RefSeq names its product peroxisome biogenesis protein 5. NCBI's taxonomy places the organism in Eukaryota, Viridiplantae, Streptophyta, Magnoliopsida, Vitales, Vitaceae. The transcript has 15 exons. Gene Ontology annotation, molecular function: protein binding. Gene Ontology annotation, cellular component: peroxisomal membrane; cytosol. Gene Ontology annotation, biological process: protein import into peroxisome matrix, docking. Bases 101 to 2311 code for a protein of 736 amino acids. The record is from RefSeq and is a predicted model, not a curated record.